GACGACACUACCUAGUAUGAUAAAACAUGAAGUAAAUUUGACAUCAACACCUACUACUUAUUAAUCACUACUUCAGUAGUAUAAAAUUGAACACAAAAGUUUUUCACACUUACAACCAACAAACAAACAAAACUUGACAUAAAAACAUAACAUUUUACCAAAAUCAACAACUAAAAUGAUGAAUGAACCUACAGAUAAUCAUUAUCAUUAUGGAUAUGAACAAGAAAAAGAUCAAAUUGAAACAAUCAACAAUAAGUUGACAUUUUCACCGAAACAUCAAAGAUCAACUUCUACUCUACCUAGUCAACCAUCUUUAACUGAUCAUUGUCAUGAAUACGCAACGAUUGGUGUACAUGUCGAUAAAAAUGCACGACGAAAGUUAAUCCUGGCUAGUGGUCUAUGUUUAUUUUUUAUGACGGGGGAAAUUAUAGGUGGUGCAUUAGCUCAUAGUUUGGCUAUAAUGACAGAUGCAGCGCAUUUAUUAACGGAUUUUGCUAGUUUCCUUAUCAGUUUGUUAGCGCUAUUUCUAGCUUCAAAACCAUCAACGAAACGUAUGAGUUUUGGUUGGUAUCGUGCGGAGGUUGUCGGUGCAUUGGCUUCUGUCCUACUAAUAUGGCUUGUUACUGGUAUCCUAGUGUACUUGGCUGUGAUGCGUAUCAUACAUAGUAAUUAUGAGAUCAAUGGUAAAAUAAUGUUGAUUACAUCAGCUACUGGAGUUGGUGUGAAUAUUAUUAUGUUAUUUACAUUACAUGAUCAUGGUCACACUCAUCACACAUCCAAUUCAAAUUUAAUAAAAUUUCCAGAAAUUCAAAUCACUAAAUCAAGUACUACUACUACACAUCAUAUUGAACAUGAAAUCAAUAAUGAUAUACAUAAAGAAUUGAAUCGUCCUAAUAUAACUCCAAAAUAUAAAAUUAUCGAUCCACUGUGUACAUUUCUCUUCUCCAUACUGGUACUUAUAACCACAAUCAAUAUAUUACGUGAUGCUUUAAAUGUACUCAUGGAGGCUACACCACGUGGAUUGAAUUUUAAUGAAGUGAAAACGGCAUUAAUCAAUAUACCUGGUGUGAAAGAAAUUCAUAAUUUACAUAUGUGGAGUUUAACUACUAAUAAAACUGCAGUCUCAGUACAUUUAGCUAUUGAAAAUGAUACAAAUAGUCAAGAAAUCUUAAAACAAGCAAAUCAUUUAUUAAAACAACGUUAUUUAGCACAUGAUGUGACUAUACAAUUAGAGUUGUACGUUGAAGAAAUGGCUGCUUGUUAUCAUUGUAAAGAACCGUUGAAAUGA
Molecule: messenger RNA, 1288 nt
Organism: Schistosoma turkestanicum
Lineage: Eukaryota; Metazoa; Platyhelminthes; Trematoda; Strigeidida; Schistosomatidae
Source: the annotation of a GenBank genome assembly